Molecule: messenger RNA, 855 nt
Organism: Talaromyces atroroseus
Lineage: Eukaryota; Fungi; Ascomycota; Eurotiomycetes; Eurotiales; Trichocomaceae
Exons: 4
Coding region: 1-855 (284 amino acids)
Cellular component (GO): 90S preribosome; nucleus
Source: RefSeq, a predicted model, not a curated record
AUGGCAGGAACUCAAGCUCCAAAGGUCCAGGACAAAAAGCGAAAGAGGGACGACGGCGACAAGACAGCGCCAGCUAGCAAGAAGCAAGAACGAAGCAAGGACAAAAAGUUCAGCAGCAAAAAGAACAACUACAACGGCAAGAAUAAAAAUAAGAAGGGCCAGGACGAUAAGAAAUUCAACAAACAAACGAAUGCCUACCAGCAGCCGGAAAGAGAAGAGGGGGUUGACGAAACUAUCAGCAAGAUGAAUGAGCAAAUCCUCGCAGACUAUUUUAUGCAAAAGGCCAAAUCGCAUAACAAAGACUUGACAGCUGUCGAACUCAGUGACAUGAGUGUCCCUGUGCACGCAUUUCUCGACACCACAUCAUUUGAGCCAUCGCGAGAUUUGGAGCAGUUGCCCGAUUUCCUCAAGACCUACAGUCCCGAUAAAGGCGCUCGCCUGGGCGAUGCAUCGGAAGAGAAGGGCAGCCCGCACACACUGGUGAUAGCUGCAGCAGGACUUCGGGCAGCCGAUUUGGUCCGUGCUCUGCGGUCUUUUCAGAGCAAGGAUGCUGCAGUAGCGAAGCUAUUCGCGAAGCAUAUCAAAAUAGAGGAAGCCAAGCAGUUUCUCGAACGAUCUCGAGUCAGCAUCGGCGUCGGCACUCCACAACGGAUCAUUGAUCUUUUAGAAUCGGGCACACUCAAAACUACGGGACUAGAACGCAUUGUGAUUGACGGUUCGCAUAUCGACCAAAAAAAGCGUGGUAUUUUUGACAUGAAAGAAGUAUAUGCUCCUUUGUUGAAACUCCUGGCGCGAGACGAAUUUCGGAAACGGUACGGACCGAAGGAGAAGAGCCUGAUGGUCCUUGUAUAUUGA